Messenger RNA from Syngnathoides biaculeatus (alligator pipefish), 3564 nucleotides. RefSeq names its product CDC-like kinase 2a (gene clk2a). Gene Ontology annotation, biological process: regulation of RNA splicing; protein phosphorylation. NCBI's taxonomy places the organism in Eukaryota, Metazoa, Chordata, Actinopteri, Syngnathiformes, Syngnathidae. The coding region runs from base 270 to 1943 and encodes 557 amino acids. Gene Ontology annotation, molecular function: protein tyrosine kinase activity; ATP binding. Gene Ontology annotation, cellular component: nucleus. The transcript has 14 exons. The record is from RefSeq and is a predicted model, not a curated record.
AUAUUUGAACAUUUCGGAGACGUCGGAGUGCACCGAUUUCCCCAAAAGAGUUUGCGACUUCAUUUUUUCCCCGAGUGAGAAACCCAAAUUUCCCAGUAAAAGGGAAUGCGGCACUAUUCGCAGCUAGCAUUAGCUGGGCACGCCAAACAUCAAGAUUUUUGUUAGCAACGGAGCUUGGUAUGCUGAGUGAAUGACAAUAUACAUGUGACAAGAACACCAGCACCACGGACUUCUUGUGGGACAAGCGUACAGGGCUCGCUGCUAAAACGAUGCCUCACACCAGACGGUACUCAUCUUCUGAGAGAGACAGUCGCGGCAGCUACCAUAAUCGUUAUAGAGAGAAAGAAAGGGAUAGAUGGCGCAGACAUCGACAUAGAAGAUCGCCCACAUACUCUUCGAGCAGUGACCGGGACCGAAGGGGACGACUUCAGAGACAGGAUGCAAGUUAUGUACGCUCAAGGAGUCACAAUUUUUUGAGGGGUUUUCAAUCACAGUUCAGAAGCUGGAAGCUUGGACCCUUGAGGUUCUCUACAGUUGAGAGAUGCUGUCGAAGCUAUGACAAUCGCUCAACAGAGCAGAGGCCGUUUGACCGAAGAUUCUGCGAGGGAUACAGAAGAUUGAAUCAGAGCCGCGAUGAAGAGCGCGACCAUGACCGAGAAAAGGAGCCACAUGGAGCACCUGAAAGUUACUAUCCACGCGACUUCUCGCCAAGCAUGUACGACUACCGGCGGGGCCGAGAAAGGGAACGGGAUGAAUCAUACCGACGAAAGGGCAGCAGGCGUAAGCACAAACGAAGGCGGCGUAGAACCAGGUCCUAUAGCCCAUCAUCCUCGCGGAGCAACAGCCGGACGCGGGCACUGAGUGUGAGGGACGACGAGGAAGGGCACCUGAUCUGUCGGAGUGGGGACGUCCUGCAAGAGAGAUACGAAAUUGUCAGCACUUUGGGCGAAGGCACCUUUGGCAGGGUGAUGCAGUGUAUUGACCAUCGCAGGGGUGCGUCCAGCGUUGCCUUGAAAAUUAUAAAGAAUGUGGAGAAGUACAAAGAAGCAGCUCGCCUUGAGAUCAAUGUGCUUGAGAAGAUCAACGAGAAAGAUCCUGACAACAAAUUCCUGUGCGUGCAGAUGUACGACUGGUUUGACUACCACGGUCACAUGUGUAUCUCCUUUGAGCUGCUCGCUCUCAGCACCUUCGAUUUCCUUAAAGAAAACAACUACUUGCCCUACUCCAUCAGUCAAGUCAGACACAUGGCUUACCAAGUCUGUCUCGCUGUGAAGUUUCUCCAUGACAACAAGUUGACGCAUACAGACCUAAAGCCUGAAAACAUCCUAUUUGUCAACUCGGACUUCACCAUGUCCUAUAAUGUUGAGAAGAAACGAGAAGAGAGGACAGUUAAGAGCACAGCUGUACGCGUGGUGGAUUUCGGCAGUGCAACUUUCGACCAUGAGCAUCACAGCACUAUUGUGUCCACCAGGCAUUACCGUGCCCCUGAGGUCAUUUUAGAAAUGGGUUGGAGCCAUCCUUGUGACGUGUGGAGCAUUGGCUGUAUCCUGUUUGAGUAUUAUCUGGGCUUCACCUUGUUUCAGACUCAUGACAACAGGGAGCAUUUGGCUAUGAUGGAGAGAAUCCUUGGACCUGUGCCAUCCAGAAUGAUCCGCAAGACAAGGAAGCAGAAGUAUUUCUAUCGAGGCCGUCUUGACUGGGAUGAGAGCUCAUCAGCAGGGAAAUAUGUCCGGGAAAACUGCAAACCUCUUAGGCGAUACUUGCUGUCAGAGGCGGAGGAUCACCAUCAGUUGUUUGACCUCAUCGAAAGCAUGUUAGAGUAUGAGCCAUCCAAGAGGCUGCUGCUUGCGGACUCUCUCAAGCACCCUUUCUUUGACUUUGGGGGGAGUGGCGAAGCAGUGGGUGGUAAAAGCUGGGAAGCAAACAGAGACAUCAGCCGGUGAUCCCAAGGACCUCCUCCAAAGUCUGGUACAGCAGUAUUUUAUACACGAGCCAGGUGAACUGUUACGGUUUCUGUUGUUCAUCAUGAAAGCACGGACAGCUUUCUGCUACUUCAGUUUCCACCUGUGCUGCCAAACAAAGUGUGCAGAGAUUGCCAUAAGACUUGUGGGUUUCUCUAUUAGGAAUCUUCAAUGGUCAAGGCUUCAAGAAACCAUGACGAACUGACUUUUGACCCAAAGUAGCCCUCUAUGCAGCUCUCAUCUUCCUCCUGCAGUCAUCCUCCCCCCCGUCCAGCCAUUGUUAGUUUUUGGGAAUAGCCAAGACUUUCUCAAGGAAAACAUUGCCAUGCAAAGUCACUUAUGGAGAACAAAUGUCUUCCUCUUGGGGAGGGUGAUGAAAAAAGAGGAAGAAAAAAGCAUGCAGUCCCAAACCAUCGUCCCUAUGGUGCACACGUCACCCGCAUAAAGCAUCCAUCACGACAGAGAACGUCUUAAAGUCAUAGUGACCAUGCUCAAAGGUGGCAAACUAAAUACUAAUACUUCUUUUCAUGGAGUUUCCAAAAUCAUGAAAGUGGCAAGUGUUUGUAAAAUGUUUAGUUUUUGAUAAUGAGCACUUGGCGCCAUAUUGACCAUUUACCAUACAUUUUAAGCAUCAAUCGAUCUUGGCCAUGAAAAGAUCUUUUUCACCAAUAAGACACACUCCACACCCGCUCUUGUCUUAUUAUGAACUCCACCAAGCAGGAAGAGAAGGUAACGGUUUCACGUUCAUGGCUUUAUUUGUGUGUGUGACUUGCUGUUUUGUUUGUACAUUUAUGCGUUGCUUUCUAAAUGUGGUGACGUGUGUGAGUAUGUGUGCGCCGGGUACGACGCGUUUAUAUUGAUAUCCUGCGCUUGUCCAGAAUGAGAAAUGGUCUUAUACUUAAAAACAAAAAGUAUAAAUUGCCUUUCCCCAGGUUUGGGCUUUUCCUCAAUGAAGCUAAGCACAUAUUUCUGGUGGGCUGUACAGAUAAGAUGCACAGAACUGUUUUGAUAUUUAUUUUUGUGUGGUUUUGGGGGGUGGGAUUCAAAUCCAUUCAAAAAGGUCGUAGUCCUCGCUUCCCAUAUAUACAUGGAAUUUUUUUUUUUUGUAUGACAUUAAAGCCUAUAAAAGUGUACAUAUGUAUGUUUGAUGAUGUAGAAUUAAAGUGAAAGUCCUCCUUUCCCAAGGUUAACUGCUGUUGAAAUUUUGUUUGAGGACUUGUCUUAAUUCUAAUGUACUGUACACUGUAUAAGCAACUCGCAAAAUGUCUGGGGUAUUUGGCUUUUGGGUGAAAUUUCAGGAUGGGCCUGAAAUGCAUUUCAAACUUUAUAGCGGGACUUAAUUUGGCCUUUUCUAUGUGCAUGUCCUAGUAUUUAGUGUUUCGGUACUUUCUGAACAACAACAAGCAGACGAAUGGGAAAAAUUCACAACUGGUGUUAAAGCCAUGAAGAUUUCCGAGGAUGUGCACUUCCAUGCCUUUCUGUAAUUCUUCCUUUUUGUAUUUCUACUGCAACUUGCAACUGACAUUCUGUGACACUCCAAUAUCCAUUUAGGCAUUUCUACAAUUUCGUAAUUAAAAAAAUACAAAGUUAACAUUUGCCACGA